AUGUCAAUCGUGGUUGAAACAGAGGCGGGAGACGACUAUGUACGUCGGUGGGCGACGUUCAUACGCACUCACGAGCAGAGACUGGCUGGUGCUGGAUAUGGACGACGGCCGAAUGGGUCCCAGCAGCCCUCGGCCCUUCCCAAUCUCCUCUCUUGGGUCGGACUCGCAUCGGCCCCGGAUCCUGGAAUGGUGCUAACGACAGACCUGCACCAUAUUUUCUACUUGCUCAUGCGAUUCGAGGCUCUGGAGCUCCCCGUUGGUCCUCUCGAAGUCAAACUCCUCAACCCCACUCGUCCUAUUUCCUUUGCUUCCCAACUCGCUACGGGCGAUCGUGCGGACGCAGUAUCCAUUCGGUCGAGCUCGGCCAUGAGUACGAUGUCUAGACUUUCGCUCGGUGGAAGUUGGUGGAGUCGAUCAGAGCCACCGCCUGUUGAUGCGGAGCUCAAGUAUAUCUAUAGCUCAUUCACCAAACUUCCCGCACUCUCGAUCAAGCAGGCCGGUCUCAAGCUUAUUGCCGAACUCGCUCAAGAUCCACUAACCGAUCAGGUCAUCCCCUUUGAUGUCUUCAAGAAUUUACAGAGCCUGGAGCUGCUGGAUGUAGACCCCCGGGCGGUUCUCGGAUGGGAUAGACUAGCAGACAAUUUGCGGAGUCUGACUAUCAAACGGAGUGGAUUAGAGGACGUAUCGGAUAUCCUUAUCGACGCGGUCGUGGAUGAUCCGCUCCGACGAGAGGGCAAGGUUGCUCCUAGGCGCCGACGAAUACACAGACCUUCUUCAUCUACGAGCUCCCGACAGUCCUCCUGGCGCGCCUCCCAGCUACCUCCCACCGUUCCCGAAGAUCCCGUACCAGAACCUUCCGAACCAGAUCCAGAGAACGACGGUAUUCCCCCACCCACCAUAUCGCCACACAAAUGGUCUCGCCUCCGCAGGCUUUCUUUCGCCGACAACGGGCUCACAUUUUUCCCUACUGCACCCCUUGCUAAUCUCGUCAACGUCACACACCUCGACUUGUCUUCUAAUCUUCUCGUUGCUGUUCCUUCAGGCCUCGGCGCUUUAUAUAAUCUAGUUUCGCUUAAUCUUUCUGAUAAUAUGAUCGAAUCGGUAUUGGGUAUUUAUGCUACACUCGGCUCGAUUACGAACCUCGACUUGUCCAAGAACCGAUUGGAGAGUUUGUGCGGUCUCGAACGGCUACGAGCCCUAGAACGGGUCGAUCUGCGGUUGAACCAUGUGGAGGAGAGUGCCGAAGUUGGGCGACUGGUGGGGUUGCCGAACAUUCUUAAUAUUUCAAUACAGGGGAACCCAUUCACAGAGAAUGAGGACGAAUAUCGCGCCAGGUGCUUUGAAUAUUUCCUCAAGGAAGGAAAGUCCAUCACUCUCGAUGGGACUCCGCCCAGCUUCUAUGAACGACGCAGUAUUACGCGCCGAGUCCCAACGUCGUUGCGUCUCUGGGCCGAAGCCUCCGCCACCUCCAAAGAGCAAGCCAACACCGACCUCGACCACUCCGAGCCCCUCUCCAGCUUCUCCCCGCCCCCUAUGACUGCUGCAGCUGUCUCACCAAAGCCUGUCAUCCACCAUCACAACAAGCCUCGCAAACGUAAACCAACUCGUAUCGUUGACCUUGACGAUAUCGGAGAGAGCUCAGGCACAAGCGUGGUCCACUCGCGCGAGACAUCCAACGAAAUUCUGUCCCAUUCGCCUCAAUCAAUAAGCCUCCUCGGCACGGGCACCUCUCCCAAACUAAGCUCCUCACCGGGUUCCAUCCACCGUUCGCGCGAGCGCGGACAGCGACCAACGCCUCACGCAAUGCCUUCCACCAUCCGCGAAGAAACCGAACCCCCUACUCCGUGCAUCGAGGUGAAACCGUCCCGCCCCUCUGCACAUCGACGACAGACCAGCGCGUCUUCGGUGGGUGGCAAACCGAUGGGCAGUAAAGCCGCAAAACGACGAGCUCGCGCUUCUGCAUCUGUGUACGAGCCAGGCCCCACUGUCACCGACGAACAACGAUUCGACGACGCCGAGGCGUUCAGGCGCAAGAUGGAGGCACUUCGUGCAGAGGUCGGGGAUGGUUGGUUGAAGGUACUCAGUCAGCAGCAGCAAGGUGGGAUUGCGUGA
Molecule: messenger RNA, 2112 nt
Organism: Rhizoctonia solani
Lineage: Eukaryota; Fungi; Basidiomycota; Agaricomycetes; Cantharellales; Ceratobasidiaceae
Product: leucine-rich repeat protein
Exons: 2
Coding region: 1-2112 (703 amino acids)
Cellular component (GO): cytoplasm
Molecular function (GO): protein kinase binding
Source: RefSeq, a predicted model, not a curated record